This is a messenger RNA of Rhizophagus irregularis DAOM 181602=DAOM 197198, 1899 nucleotides long. The record is from RefSeq and is a predicted model, not a curated record. NCBI's taxonomy places the organism in Eukaryota, Fungi, Glomeromycota, Glomeromycetes, Glomerales, Glomeraceae.
UUUAUUAUAAAUGGACCUUUUGAAAAAAAUCUAUAUAUAGUUUUAUUAAUAUUUUUGAUAAUAUAAAUCUAACUAUAUUAAUCUUAAAGGUAUAAAAAUGAGCAGAUUUCUUCAACCUAUCCGUUUAGAUUUGUUUUUUCUCUCUCCGAAUUUCAGAGGAAAACAAGUUUGUUUUUUUAACAAUAUAAAUCAUUAUCGAUUUAAUUCAACGACAAUGAGCAAUAAACUCGCAAAUUUUGAUGGAUUGGUUUUGGGUGUUUAUAAAGAUGGAUCAUUAUCUGAAUCAGCAUCAAAAGAAGUUUCAAAUAAUGUCCAACAAACUAUUAAACAACAACUUCAAUGUGCUGGAGUUAAAGGAAAAUUGGGUGAAGUAAGAGUUUUAUAUGGAAUUGGUAGGGAAGAAGGGUUACCAUCAAAAAUUGCCGUAGUUAAUUUGGGACCUAAAUCCGAAAGUCUGAAAGAAUCUUUGAAUAAAGCUCGUGUUGCGGCUGCUGCAGGUGUUCGUUCUUUACGUGAUCAAGGAGCUAAGAAUAUUGCGAUUGAUGUUAUGACUAAUGAACACGGUGCAUCCGAAGGUGCAACUCUCGGUCUUUUUAAACCGGAUAAUUUAAAAUCUAUUCAAAAUAAAAAAGAAUCUGUUAAGAUUUCACCAUUUGGUUCUUCGUCAUCAGCACAAGGUUUCACAUGGGAGACUGGUUUAAUUUAUGCAGAUGCUCAAAAUUUUGCUCGAAUAUUAGGAAAUUCUCCAGCAAAUCAUAUGACACCUACUAUUUUUACUGAAAAUGUAAAAUCUUUUUUAAAAGAUCUGCCGAAAGUUGAAGUUAUUGUUAGAGAUGAAAAAUGGGCUGAAGAAAAAAAAAUGGGUUCUUUCCUAUCCGUUGGUAGAGGUUCAAAUGAACCUUCAAAGUUUUUGGAAAUUCAUUAUAAAGGUGGAAAAGAAGGUGAUAAACCUUUGGCUUUGGUUGGAAAAGGUGUCACAUUUGAUUCUGGUGGUAUUUCAUUAAAAUCUUCCGCAAACAUGUCUGAAAUGAAGAUAGAUAUGGGUGGUGGUGCGGCAGUAUCAGCUGCAUUAUAUGGUAUAGCAAAACUUGAAUUGCCAAUAAAUGUGGUUGUAGCUGUUCCUUUAUGUGAGAAUUUACCUUCUGGUCAUGCAACAAAACCGGGAGAUGUAAUCAUCGCUAUGAAUGGUAAAUCUAUUGAGGUUGAUAAUACAGAUGCUGAAGGACGUUUGAUUUUAGCUGAUGCAUUAUAUUAUACGAGUUCAACAUUUAAACCUCAUAGUCUUAUUGACAUUGCAACCUUGACAGGUGCAAUGGCAGUGGCUCUUGGUGCUGAUAGAUAUUCUGGAGUUUUUUCUAAUUCUGACAAAUUAUGGGAAGAGCUUUUGGAAGCAGGAAAGAUAACCAAUGAUAAUUUUUGGCGAAUGCCACUUGAUGAUUUCUAUUUGAAAGCUAUGACUAAAUCUGAUGUAGCAGAUUACAUUAAUGCUAGCGGUAGCAGAUAUGGGGGUGCAUGUACUGCUGCUAUUUUCCUUAAAGAGUUUGUUUAUGGAUUAGGUGAUGAAGGAACUGUAGGCAAGGAUAUUACUUCUAUUGAUAAAGAAAAAAAAGAUGAUGUAGUCGAAGGAAAUAUUAUUGAUAAGGAUGCUGAUGAGAUUAAUAAAAUCAGAUAUGCUCAUAUUGAUAUGGCAGGUGUCAUGAUUACUAGUGAAGAUUCUUGUUAUGAUGUUAAAGGCGCAACUGGUAUUAGCUGCUCCUAAAUAAGUUUUUAUCAGUACCUAUGAAUAAUUUUCUUAUUUUACUGAAAGUUGUAAAUAUAAAUUACACCUAUUGUACUUUAAAUAACUUAUUUUUUAUUAAUAAAUUUAAGUAUUGAUUUCAAAUAAUAACUGAUAAACAA